AUGUCCGCACGUCGUUUUACAAGGAAGGAGAUCGAAGCGCGCAACCAUCGCGGAGAUGCAGCCAUCAUCAUUGACAACAUCGUUUACGAUGUCACCGGUUUUCUUGAUGACCAUCCAGGCGGUAUAGAAGUGUUGCUGGACAACGCAGGAACCGAUGCAACUAAAUGCUUUCGCGAUGUGGGACACAGCGACGAUGCAUACACAUGGCGCGAGCAAUACGUUAUGGGAGAGGUUGUGGAGGAAGAAAAGUUGCCUGUAGAACCUCGUGAGAAGCAGCUGGAUAACACGAGGGAGCCUCUUUCACUCGGAGCGCUUGUAGGAGUUGCAUUGCCACCUCUUGGGCUUGCGAUCGUGUCUGCGGUUUUAUAUUUCUACCUCUUUGGGUAG
Cydia strobilella is the source of this 387-nucleotide messenger RNA. RefSeq names its product cytochrome b5-like. The record is from RefSeq and is a predicted model, not a curated record. Lineage: Eukaryota; Metazoa; Arthropoda; Insecta; Lepidoptera; Tortricidae. Gene Ontology annotation, cellular component: intracellular membrane-bounded organelle; membrane. Gene Ontology annotation, molecular function: heme binding. Bases 1 to 387 code for a protein of 128 amino acids. The transcript has a single exon.